CUCUCAGCUUUCGAUUCCUCCCCUUGCCCCCCCUCCGAGGCCCCCUUGUUAAAAGGGUGGCCCCAGUGGCUGGGGAGGCCCUGCUGCCAGCAUGGGGGGGCUGCGUAGCCUUGGACUGUGCCUGGCUUUGUGCUGCGGUGCCGUGAUUGGUUCUGCAGUGCCUGCCCAGCUCUCCGGCGGCCAUUCCCGAUGCCAGGGCCGCGUGGAGCUGCUGCAGGCUGGCUCCUGGGCCUCGGUCUGUGCCGUGGGCUGGGACCUUGCAGCUGCCCGCGUCCUGUGCCGCCAGCUGGGCUGCGGCCGCCCCCGUGCCGUCCCAGUGCCCUGCAGCCCACCCAUGGCUGAGGGGAACACGGUGGGUCUGCGUCAGGUGCUGUGUGCAGGGCAGGAGCUGGACUUGGAGCACUGCGAGCUGCAGCCAGGUGACGCUGCGUCCUGUCCGUCCAACCACGUGGCUGCUGUCAACUGCGAGGAGCCCUUCAGGCUGCGGCUGGCCGGGGGGCCCAGGCGCUGUGCGGGGCGGCUGGAGGUGCAGCGAGCCGGGCGCUGGGGCACGGUGUGCGAUGACGGAUGGAGAGGGGCCAACACGGCUGUGGUGUGCCGGGAGCUGGGCUGCGGUGAGGCGCAGGGCAUGGAUGGGAAGCGGCCACGUUUCGGGCCCGGCGUUGGGCACAUCUGGCUGGAUGACGUCCGAUGCCGAGGGCAGGAGAAGAGCCUGCAGGACUGCGCACAUCGUGCGUGGGGAUAUCAUGACUGCACCCAUCGCGAGGAUGUCGGAGUUGUAUGCCAGGAUCCCUGAGCAUCAUGGCGCUGUCCCCACCAGUGUCAGGAACUGCAUCUGUCCCUCCUGCAGCAUCUGUGUGAGGAACCCAAACGGGACCCCGAGCCCAAGCAGGACUGCAACUCAAACAAAUCCUGAGUGUAAACAGGAUCUAAAGCCAAACAGAACUCUGAGCCUGAGCCGAACUCUCUGCCCAAACAGGACCCAAAAUACAAACAGGACUCCCAAAACCAGACAAGAUCCACAAUCAAAAAGGACCCAGAGCCCAAAGGAAACCAUACAUCCAGCCAAGACCCAGAGUCUAAACAGAACCUAAACCCAAACAGAAUCCAGAGCCCAAACAGUAUCCCCUGCCCCAAAAGGAUCCUGAGUCCAAACAGAACCCAAAACCAAACAGGUCCCCAAGACUAACCAGGACUCAAAAUAUAAACAGGACCCCUGAACUCAGGACCCAAAACAGAACAGGUCCUUAAGCCCAAACAAGAUCCCACAUCCAGACAAGACCCAGAGCCCCAAAAGAAUUCUGAGCCCAAACAGGACCCGAAACCAAACAGGCCUUCAUUCCAAACAGAACCCAAAAUACAAACUCCCAAACCUAGAUAGGACCCAAAAGCAAAAAGGACCCAGAGCCCAAACAAGACCCCACAUCCAGACAGGAUCCAGAGCCAAACAGAACCCCAAACCAAAUAGGAGAGCACAAACAGAGGAGCACAAUCAGGAUUCCCUGUCCAAAGAGAACUCCCAGCCCAAAAAAGACUCAAAAUACAAGCAAGACCCCCCUAAAUCCAGGCAGGGUCAAAAAUCAGAAAGCAUCCAGGUCCUCAGCCCCAUCUGCUGCCACCCCCCACCCCAGCCCUAUUCCUUUAAUAGUGUCAUUAAAAGCGAGCAGCAUCCAUGAA
Messenger RNA from Tympanuchus pallidicinctus (lesser prairie-chicken), 1677 nucleotides. RefSeq names its product CD5 antigen-like. The transcript has 5 exons. Bases 92 to 796 code for a protein of 234 amino acids. Gene Ontology annotation, cellular component: membrane. NCBI's taxonomy places the organism in Eukaryota, Metazoa, Chordata, Aves, Galliformes, Phasianidae. The record is from RefSeq and is a predicted model, not a curated record.